Molecule: messenger RNA, 1267 nt
Organism: Brassica oleracea var. oleracea
Lineage: Eukaryota; Viridiplantae; Streptophyta; Magnoliopsida; Brassicales; Brassicaceae
Product: THUMP domain-containing protein 1
Exons: 7
Coding region: 58-1143 (361 amino acids)
Biological process (GO): tRNA modification
Molecular function (GO): RNA binding
Source: RefSeq, a predicted model, not a curated record
GACCUAAGUAAUGUUUCGACUGAAAACUCAGAAAAGACCUUUCUCCGUCUCCGACCGAUGGCUACCGGUGACCAGAGCAAGAAGAGAAAGCAGCGUUACCUCCCUCAGAACAGACCAGCAAAGAAGAAGGGAGCUUACCCUUUGAAGCCAGGGGUUCAAGGUUUUUUCAUCUCUUGCGAUGGCGGACGCGAAUACCAAGCUUCUCAGGAAGCUAUUAACGUCAUUGAUUCCUUUUUUGAGGAGCUAAUGCAUGGGACUGGCUUGAAAAUGAAUUCUUCUGGGGUGCUUGAGAACCCAAUUAACAAAAAGGUCACAUUUUCCUAUAGCGAGGAUGAGGAUGAAGAGGAAGAUGAUGAGGGUAGUAAUGACAAGGAAGAGGAGAACAAAGAGGUUGGGGAUAAGGAAGAAGUGAGUGAAGGCGGUAAUAAACAGGUGGAUGAGAAAGAAUUAACAAGCGAAGGUUCAUGUAAAGUCAAACAAACUGAAAAGGACGAAGAAAAAGAAGAAGAGAAACAAGAGAAUGUUGUUGAAGAAGAACCUCCAAAAAAGAAGCCAUGUGUGGAAGAAGCAACUGCAUCAGCAAAAGUAAAUGGAAAUGCAGAGAAGUCUAUUGAUAAGUUGAUUGAUGCUGAACUAAAAGAGCUCGGUGACAAGAGUAAGAGACGAUUUAUGAAGUUAGAUCCUGGUUGCAACGGUAUUGUCUUCAUCCAAAUGAAAAGGAGAGAUGGUGACCCAAGUCCCAAAGAUAUUGUCCAGCAUGCAAUGACUUCUGCUGCUGCAACCAAAAAACAUAUGUCAAGGUUCAUCCUAAGAAUUUUACCAAUUGAAGUGGCGUGUUAUCCUUCAGAGGAAGAGAUUUCAAGAGCCAUCAAGCCUCUUGUAGAACACUACUUUCCCGUUGAGACUGAUAACCCCCGGAAAUUUGCUGUGUUGUAUGGAGCACGUGCGAACACAGGCCUUGAUAGGAUGAAAAUAAUAAACACUGUGGCGAAGUCAAUUCCUGCCCCUCACAAAGUUGAUUUGAACAACCCGGAGAUGUCUAUCGUGGUUGAAAUUGUUAAGACAGUGUGCUUGAUUGGAGUGGUGGAGAAGUACAAGGAGCUGGCUAAGUACAAUCUCAGGCAGCUCACGUCGACCAAGUGAUGCAAACUUUAUGUUUCUGCUAUGUUUUGUUUACUCAAAGACUAAAGAUGCUUUGUGUUUUUACUUGUAGUGUCACAGAGUUUCCUAGUUUUCACUUUUUUAAAAUGGAUGAAGUUUGUCUUUA